GGCUGGAGCGCUUUGCAGAGCCUGUUGGCAGGCACCCCUUGCAAUGCUGCCUUUGGUACUGGGCGCCUGAGGACGGUGCUCCAGUGAGGACGCAGCUCUGCCCGGGGGACCAGCGGAGAUGACUCUCUGACCCAAGGCUACUCGGCAGGGGCGCUGCACCUCGGCUCGGCCAUGGGACUGUGCUGCUGCAAAGACUGGAAGGGACACCUGCGGGAAUCCAAAGGUGGUGCAGGGGACCGGGAGAAGAUGCCUGUCAAUCAUGAAGCUUUCCUCCUUAUGGCUAACUCCCAGAAUGACAUGGAAGAUUGGGUGAAAGCCAUCCGGCGGGUCAUAUGGGCUCCAUUUGGUGGAGGUAUUACAAAUAGCUCCCAUGCUCCUAAAUUAAAACUGUUGCCUCAAGGGAUCUUUGGGCAGCGUUUGGAAGAUACUGUGCAAUAUGAGAGGAAGUACGGCCACCGCCUGGCCCCACUGCUGGUGGAGCAAUGUGUGGAUUUCAUCCGGGAACGAGGACUCACAGAGGAAGGACUCUUCCGGAUGCCUGGUCAAGCCAACUUAGUCAAGGAUUUGCAGGAUUCGUUUGAUUGUGGAGAGAAACCACUGUUCGACAGCACAACUGAUGUCCAUACAGUCGCUUCCCUAUUGAAACUGUAUCUCCGGGAGCUCCCUGAGCCUGUCAUCCCCUUUGCCAAAUAUGAAGAUUUCCUCUCCUGUGCUCAGCUGCUCUCAAAGGAUGAGAGUGAGGGCACUCUGGAGUUGGCUAAGCAGGUGAAAAAUCUUCCUCAGGCCAAUUAUAACCUUCUCAAGUAUAUAUGCAAGUUUUUGGAUGAAGUUCAGGCUCACUCGAAUAUAAACAAGAUGAGUGUCCAGAACCUUGCUACAGUGUUUGGGCCAAAUAUCUUACGUCCCAAAAAAGAAGAUCCAGUGACAAUCAUGGAAGGUACGUCCCUUGUCCAGCAUCUCAUGACAAUCCUGAUUAGCAAGCACAGUCAGCUCUUCAGUGCUACCCACAGUGAUGCUCCUGGCGAUGCCCCCAGCGAUGCCCCAGUCCCCAAGCCAGAGGUCAAGUCCACCACUCCACGUAGCGCAGCAGAAUGGAUCUUGGAGGAGCAUGUGGAAGAAGGCUGGAAAGAGACCAACCCCACUGGUCUCACUGAUGGGCCUUCUAAGAGGACUGGUUCUCUGGACAGUGCCACGGUGGGGACCCUUCCCAAGCCUACCCAAGAGCGGAUCAGCCGGCGUACCCAGACUUGCCCCAACAAGACUGCCACCAGUCCCAGUAAGAAGGUUCAAACUUUGCCCAACUGGAAGUACUCCUUCCGGCAACCAGGGGCCAAGUCAGGGAGUCCAAAGCUAGUAAGCUCUUCCUUGGACAUCAAUAGCCUUCCCAGCAGUGGAAACUGGCUCAUGAAUGGGUUGUCCUCCCUUCGAGGUCACCGUCGGACCUCAUCUGGAGACAGGGCUAAAGACUCCAAUUUACCCCAGAGGCUCUCCACGUAUGACAACGUUCCUUCAGGCAGUCCUUCCACAAGCGCGCACAGUGUGGCCAGCAUGGCAUGGUCCACCUCCUCUUGUGAGAUCUCUGUGGUAGACUCAGUCAGCAACUGCCCAGUGUGCCAUGCCAGUGGCUCGUCACCCUGCAGCUCGGCCCGCUUUGAAUGGCCUCCGCAAGGCUCCCCAGCUGCCAGCGGUGACAUCAAACCAGCAGAACUGGGGGACAGUUCUGAGAGGCUGGCAGUCUGUGUUAGCACCCUGAAUGGCAGCGGCAGCGAGGGCAACAAUUUUAACAGCAUGUCCAGGGACUCUGCCCAGUGCUCUCACGCCCUGCAGAGCCUGGUCACAGAGCUCAAGGCAGAACUGAGCAAACAAAGGACUGAAUAUGAGACUAGUUUAAGAAGAAUUGAGGAAGCCAGUUCCAGCUUAAAGAAACAGAUGGCCCGGUUAGAAGAAGACUUAGACCAAGAGAGGAAGAAAUUCACAAUGCUGGAAAUAAGAUUGAGAAACUCAGAGCGGGCACGAGAGGAUGCUGAGAAAAGAAAUCAGCUUCUACAGAAGGAAAUGGAAGAGUUUUUUUCCACUCUGGGCACCUUAACUCUUGGGUCAAGAGGCACAAAGGUUCCAAAGUAAAAGCAACUAAAAAAAAAAAUCCAGUUUAAUUCUGCAUUUUGUUUGAUCUGGUUUCUUGUUCCCGCAGAGCUGCUGUCCUAGGUAUCUGAUUGUCCACUCAUGCAUCAUGAGUAAUACUGAAGGAAUCCCAUACUCCCUUGCUGUUGUCGUCCUGGUUUCUGUAAUGCCAUAUAUUAUAUCAGGGCUAUCAGGGAAAGUAAAGGAUCGCUGAAGACCAUGCGUGAAAGCAAGAGGUAAAUAUUGCUAUUUCCAAGGGGCAUGAGGUGCUCCCCCUUUCUGGGGUUCCAGGGACCAUCAUAUGCCAUUACAAUGACUGCAGGAUUUGAACUUGUUUUGCUGCACCUUUGCCAGGCUGGACACCAGGGUUCUACACAAUGGCCUGAAGGAUGUCCAAGGGGAAAGCCUCUGAUCGCAUUCCCCCGGCAGCCAGGAAGGCAGCCCCUUCAACUCUUCUGUCAUGGUCGCACAUGCUUCCUGUAUUGAAUGAAGUAGGACGUUGAUAUUUUGCAUUCUUUAUUAAAUUUGCUUUAAAAUGCCUUGUUUCAA
This is a messenger RNA of Trichosurus vulpecula (common brushtail), 2670 nucleotides long. RefSeq names its product Rho GTPase activating protein 22 (gene ARHGAP22). Gene Ontology annotation, molecular function: GTPase activator activity. The transcript has 8 exons. Gene Ontology annotation, cellular component: focal adhesion. The record is from RefSeq and is a predicted model, not a curated record. Gene Ontology annotation, biological process: signal transduction; activation of GTPase activity. Bases 172 to 2124 code for a protein of 650 amino acids. NCBI's taxonomy places the organism in Eukaryota, Metazoa, Chordata, Mammalia, Diprotodontia, Phalangeridae.